UCAACAAUCCAAACAGCACACGAUGGAUGCUGCUUGCCAUCCUCGUGUUCAAAUUAUGUUUAAUAGCUGUUCAUUCGGCCGAGUCAAACGGUCAAAAAGCGCAUUUCCAAGUAGAGGAUAAAUCUGGAGAUCUGAAAGUGAUUGCUACUAAAGACAUGGCGAAGGUUACUUCACAAGCUGACAGUGUUCAAGUCGUCGUGAAGCCAGGAAUGGCGGAUUAUCCAGUUGUUAAGUCAGACAAGCCUAUAGUUCACGUUACAAAUGGUUGCUGUGGUUGGAAUUCAUUAUCGUUCAAGAAAUCUUUAAUAAAAAAAGGAAAAGCAUAUUCAAAACAUCAAAGGAAACAAAAAGUUUACAAUGAAAAACUUCGUGCGAGAAAAAGCAAUCGACAACUUGAGCUUGGAAAAAGGCUACCGCUGAACGGCAAAUUGCCAAGCAACAAAUCAUCUUUACUGAAACGCUUUAAAUCAUUAACGCCAUAUAAGAAGAAGACAAAAGAAAACCAAAGUCAGAAAACUAAAACUUCUUUUAAAACUUUGAAGCUCAAAGAAGAAACAGCGUCUAGGAAAUCAUUCCAGCCCAAUGAAUUUGGUUUUGCGGUGAGCGGUACAGCGGGUAAACUCAACAUGGAUGUAACUACAAAUGGAACCAAGAUAACGAGUGAGUCUGGUGUGAUGGAUGUGUUCCUGAAGCGCAAGGCCAGCUCGGCACAACACGAUAAUAUCCAUAAACACGACAUUGUACAUAUAGCUCCUGAGUUGGUUAACAAUGAUGAAAUUGGUCUGCGAAAGUCACAGAUACCUAAGAAGAUCAAUAAAAGAACACCAGUCAUUCCUUACUGACUGUGGCUUGUAGCUUACAAUAUCCGUGAAAUACACUUUUGCGCAUUUUAGCAGAGUGAACUCACGUGAAAUUUAAAUUUAAAUUUUUGAACCUCUUUGUACUAUUUUGUGCAUUUAGAAAAUGUUGUGCGUAAAAAAACGUUGGUGAUUCAAAGACAGUUCUGCUUCAGAGGCACAUUUAGUUCAAUUUUGUGCUAUUUUGGGUUUGUACAAUUUCACGGGUUCAAUGUGUUCACUCUAUUCCUUUAAACUUGCUUAUUUCACUCAUGACCAGAAAUCCCAGAUAUUUCUAAUGCGCAUGAUCGUGUUGGGAGAGUGAUCGCACUUAAUCCAUGCAACUUUACAAACUAAAUAGUUCUAUUUAGUUGUAUUUAGUAAAUCGUGCAUGCGAUACGCAAAUUAAAUUGAAUUGAUACAAAUGAA
Messenger RNA from Exaiptasia diaphana, 1265 nucleotides. RefSeq lists its product as uncharacterized. The coding region runs from base 27 to 842 and encodes 271 amino acids. Lineage: Eukaryota; Metazoa; Cnidaria; Anthozoa; Actiniaria; Aiptasiidae. The record is from RefSeq and is a predicted model, not a curated record. The transcript has a single exon.